Molecule: messenger RNA, 4207 nt
Organism: Zophobas morio
Lineage: Eukaryota; Metazoa; Arthropoda; Insecta; Coleoptera; Tenebrionidae
Gene: Sra-1
Product: cytoplasmic FMR1-interacting protein
Exons: 14
Coding region: 169-4029 (1286 amino acids)
Biological process (GO): cell morphogenesis; cell projection assembly; axon guidance
Cellular component (GO): neuron projection; synapse; SCAR complex
Molecular function (GO): small GTPase binding; RNA 7-methylguanosine cap binding
Source: RefSeq, a predicted model, not a curated record
AAUAUUUGUCAUUUGUUUACUUGUCUUCUGCCGCACCUAAAAAUGUUAAUAUUUCUAAAACAGCACAAAAUUAGUUCACGUUGUUAUUAAUAAAAAAACCUCUCGUUUUUAACCAUGUUUACAAAUAUUUAAUUAUUCACUUUCCUAUAUUACUGUAGUGUGAUUACAAUGGCUGGAACCGAUAGAGUAUCAUUGAGCGAUGCAUUAUCAAACGUCGACGUUUUGGACGAACUUCCUUUGCCAGAUGAACAGCCUUGCAUAGAAGCCCAACCAUGUUCAGUAGUGUAUCAGGCAAAUUUUGACACCAACUUCGAAGAUCGCAACGGAUUUGUCACCGGAAUCGCGAAAUAUAUAGAGGAAGCUACCGUCCAUGCGAGUCUCAAUGAACUUUUGGAGGAAGGUCAAGAACAUGCAGUUAUGCUAUACACCUGGAGGUGUUGCUCGAGAGCUAUCCCUCAACCAAAAUCAAAUGAACAACCCAACAGAGUUGAAAUCUAUGAAAAAACAGUGGAAGUACUUGCCCCUGAAGUGAACAAACUAUUAAAUUUCAUGUAUUUUCAAAAAAAAGCAAUUGAACGUUUCUUUGAAGAAGUGAAACGGUUAUGCCACACAGAAAAAAGGAAAGAUUUUGUCUCAGAAGCUUAUCUUCUCACACUUGGAAAGUUCAUUAACAUGUUCGCGGUCUUAGAUGAGUUAAAGAACAUGAAAUCCAGCGUGAAAAACGACUAUUCUACAUAUCGCAGAGCUGCACAAUUUUUGAAAGUCAUGUCAGAUUCACAAACUUUGCAAGAGUCACAAAAUCUUUCCAUGUUUUUGGCAACGCAGAACAAAAUUCGCGAUGCCGUUAAAGAAAACCUUGAAAGGAUUAACGGUUAUGAAGAGUUGCUUGCGGAUGUGGUAAAUAUAUGCGUGCACAUGUUUGAAACUAAGAUGUAUCUCACGCCUAGUGAGAAACACAUGCUUGUAAAAGUAAUGGGGUUUGGACUCUUCCUAAUGGAUAGCGAAUUGUGCAAUAUUAACAAGCUAGAUCAGAAAAAGAAAUUGAGGUUGGAUAGGAUUGAUAGAAUUUUUAAGAAUUUAGAAGUCGUUCCUCUAUUCGGCGACAUGCAGAUCGCCCCUUUCAACUACAUCAAACGAAGCAAACACUUUGACCCCAGUAAAUGGCCUUUAUCCAGUAGCAAUACUCCCUCCCCUCAGGCUGACUUGAUGGUGCAUUUGCCCCAGAUCCGCGACGACCACGUUAAGUACAUAAGUGAAUUAGCCCGAUACAGUAACGAAGUCACUACGACUUACAAGGAAAGUGGUAGCGACGUCGAAAAUAAAGAAACGGCAGAACUAGCGUUACGGGGGUUGCAGUUGCUGUCGGAGUGGACUAGUGUAGUAACGGAACUUUACUCAUGGAAACUCCUACACCCGACGGAUCAUCACCAAAAUAAAGAAUGCCCUUUGGAAGCGGAAGAGUACGAAAGGGCGACUCGUUACAAUUACAGUGACGAGGAGAAAUUCGCGUUGAUUGAAGUAAUCGCGAUGAUAAAAGGGUUACAAGUGCUGAUGGCGCGGAUGGAGACCGUUUUUACGGAUGCUAUUAGGAGGAAUAUCUACGCGGAGUUGCAGGAUUUCGUGCAAAUCACGCUGAGGGAGCCGUUGAGGAAAGCGAUAAAGAAUAAGAAGGAUCUUAUUAGAAGUAUUAUUAUGUCGGUUAGGGAAACGUGUGCCGAUUGGCAACGGGGCGUGGAACCUUUGCAAGAUCCGGCUCUAAGGGGCAAAAAGGAUGAUAACGGGUUCAACGUUAAAGUGCCAAGGAGGAACGUUGGCCCUUCCUCCACACAAUUGUAUAUGGUAAGAACCAUGCUAGAGUCUCUAAUUGCUGAUAAGUCAGGCGGGAAACGGACACUAAGAAAAGAUAUAGAUGGACAGUAUUUGAUGCAAAUUGAUCAGUUUCAUAAAACGUCGUUCUAUUGGAAUUAUUUGUUGAGUUUUAGCGAAUCGUUACAGCAAUGUUGCGACUUGUCGCAACUGUGGUACCGAGAAUUUUACUUAGAGAUGACGAUGGGUAGACGGAUUAACAAAUGUACCGUGCGACACAACCACAAUGAAGAAUGUAGUGAUUUGAUCACAAUGGAAAAGCGUAUACAAUUUCCUAUUGAUAUGUCAAUGCCUUGGAUUUUAACUGAUCAUAUUCUAAAAACUAAAGAACCGUCAAUGAUGGAGUACGUGUUGUAUCCCCUCGAUCUUUAUAACGACAGCGCUCUUUACGCCUUAACCAUCUUUAGAAAACAAUUUUUGUAUGAUGAAGUAGAAGCAGAAGUCAAUUUAUGCUUUGAUCAGUUUGUUUAUAAGUUGAGUGAGCAAAUUUUUGCAUAUUAUAAACAACUGGCGGCUAGUAUUUUCCUUGAUAAACGCUUUAGAGUCGAAUGUGCCGCUUUGGGGGCCUAUUUGCUCCCGUAUCCCAGAGCAAACCGCUACGAAACGCUAUUAAAACAAAGACAUGUACAGUUGCUAGGGCGAUCUAUAGAUCUCAACAAACUAAUUACCCAAAGAAUUAACGCAGACAUGCAAAAGAGCCUCGAUUUGGCCAUCAGCAAAUUCGAAGGUGGUGAUAUAACUGGUGUGAUGGAACUGGAAGGUCUUCUACAAGUCAACAGGUUAUGCCAUAAGCUGUUGAGCAAAUGGUUAGCUUUGGAUGACUUCGAUUCCAUGUAUCGUGAAGCUAACCACAACGUUUUGGCGCCUUAUGGUAGAAUUACUUUACACGUUUUUUGGGAACUGAAUUAUGAUUUCUUGCCCAACUAUGUUUACAAUGCCGCUACAAAUAGAUUCACGAAGUAUAGAGGACAGAUUGCUUUUGCUGGUGCUGUUCAUCGAGAUAAGCCUCCACAAAUGUCCCACCAUUACAUGUGGGGCAGCAAACAACUAAAUCUUGCCUAUACUACUCAGUACGGCCAGUACUCAGGUUUCGUCGGUCCGCAACAUUUCCACACAAUGUGUAAACUUUUGGGUUAUCAAGGGAUCGCUGUAGUGAUGGAGGAACUCUUAAAAAUCGUUAAAAGUUUGAUUCAAGGGAAUUUGCUCCAAUUCACAAAAACUCUAAUGGAAGCUAUGCCAAAGCACUGUAAACUACCGCGUUAUGACUAUGGCUCACCAGGUGUGUUGAGUUACUAUCACGCUCAAUUGAACGAUAUUGUCCAGUACCCGGACGCAAGAACUGAACUAUUCCACAAUUUCCGCGAAUUUGGUAACAUUAUACUCUUCUGUCUCUUGAUGGAGCAAGCCUUGUCUCAGGAAGAAGUAUGUGAUUUGUUACAAGCGGCACCUUUCCAAAAUAUUCUUCCAAGGCCGUAUUGUAAAGAAGGCGAAAAGCCUGAAACUAAACAAAAAAGACUUGAAGCCAAAUAUGCUGCAUUGCAGAUUGUACCAAAUAUCGAAAAGCUAGGAACCGCGAAGCAAUCUCUGAUAUCAAAAGAAGGCGAUCUACUAACGAGGGAACGACUCUGUUGUGGUCUGUCUAUCUUUGAAGUUGUUCUCAAUAGAUUAAGGACUUUCUUGGAUGAUUCUGUGUGGGUGGGGCCACCUCCUGCUAAUGGCGUGAUGAACGUAGACGAAUGUACCGAAUUCCACCGGUUAUGGUCAGCGCUGCAGUUCGUUUAUUGCAUUCCAGUCAGCGAAAAUGAGUACACAGUAGAGGAGAUGUUUGGAGAAGGUUUACAUUGGGCAGGUUGUACCAUGAUCGUUCUGCUAGAUCAACAAAGGCGCUUUGAAGCUCUCGAUUUUUGUUAUCACAUUCUUCGAGUACAAAGAGUUGAUAUGAAGGACGAAAUCGUGAAAGGAAUUAGCUUGAAACGGAUGGUGGAUAGAAUUAGGAGGUUCCAAGUCCUUAACUCGCAAAUUUUUGCUAUUUUGAAUAAAUUUUUGAAGUCUGGCGAGAACGAUGAAUUGUCAGUCGAACACGUGCGUUGUUUCCCACCACCGGUCUACCCAUCAAUGAAUCAGCAACACUACCACGCACCAGAACAUCUGCGCCAAUGUUGAAGCACUUUUAAAUAAUUUAUAGUUUGUUGGACUACAGCUUUUCAACAUUUUAUAACCUUUUAUAUUUAUUAUAGUCUUUAUAUAUGUGUAAAUUUCAAAGAUGUAUCGCCCCACCUUCAAUUAUUAUCGGCCUUAUGGUAUUGCUUUAAUUUUUUUCAUAAUAAAAUUUUGAUGCCUG